AUGUCGACCACAAAGCCAGAAAAACGAUCAUCUUUACCUCCGCUUGUCAUCAGGUGUCCUGAUCCGACACAAAUACGCUAUCAAGUCGACGAGUUUAAACAGUCGAAGAUGAAAUCAAUCCCUUAUGAAAAGCUAAAUUUUUCAAUAUAUAAGCAAUCAGCCAAUAUGGUUGCUCUCUGUACGUGUGAAGAACGAAUUCUCUCGUGGAUUAGAGCAUUAUAUUUUCGUUAUUUUCUCGGCCUUGAAAAUAGUGACAUAAUCAAAACACGCUGGGAAGAACAAGAAUGCGACGACGAAGCGUCUAAGUGCGUGAAAAUUAUUCUAAACCUCUCAUUCAGAAAGAAAUCAAUUCACGAGAACUUAGUGACAAUCACCAUCUACACAACCCUUGGCAGAAUUCAUGUGCAAGGGAACGGACGUUUCUUACAAGAAUGGGGCAACAAAGAAUUUAAGUCAUUGCUAACAAUGAUUAAUGCCACCGACAAUAUUGAUCAAUGCAACUCGACACAUAACCUUCAAAAUUACAUCGAUGAUAUGAUGAAUCUAAAGGACAUUGUGAAAUUAUCCGACUUGUCAACCGAAACUAAUUAUGUCUCUUCAAACAAUACCAUUAAUGUAGAAGUAAACAAGAUACCAGCAACACCGAAACAACCAGCAAUACUAACAGAACCAGUAAACCAAGCAGAAAGUCCACGUGAGAAAACAUUUUCAUUUGUAAAGUCAAAUUUAGCUCAUCUUGAAUCAGACUUUAUUGACUUUAAACAAACAAUGUCAAAGUCACUUGAACAGAAGAAUGAAGAAUUAAAAAUAUUGCAAGAUAAACUCAUUAUGAUGGAAUCUAAGGAAACAAACAUGCAACAAAUUAUUGGUGACUUAACCCUGAAGCAAUAUGCCCAAGACGAAGAAAUAAAAAAACUCAAAUCACACACAAAGAAUCAACAACAUGAAUAUCGAAACCUGCAGAAAAAACUGAACAACCUAUCAGAAAGAAUAAAAACAAAUGAUCCAUCAACUAGUACAGAAUUAACCAGCCUAUCCCCUCCCUGA
This is a messenger RNA of Paramuricea clavata, 1047 nucleotides long. The record is from the annotation of a GenBank genome assembly. NCBI's taxonomy places the organism in Eukaryota, Metazoa, Cnidaria, Anthozoa, Malacalcyonacea, Plexauridae.